UAGGAUUUUGUGGGUCUUAAAGAUAAAAUUCUACUUCCUCAAAAAAAAAAUUGUUUUUCAAUUUCCUGUAAGUUUUUCAAAAAAUACUGAAAUACGUGUCUAAUCGAAUUAAACGUUCCACCCCAGUAUAAAUUUUUAAAGCCCCAACUGCCUUGCCUUAUGAUUUAUAAGUGGGGGGAAUUUUUCCAUAAUCUUCGACCUGUUUUCCCAGUGCGACAAGGUCCAAAUAUGGGCCAAUUUAUUAUAAUACGGUGUCGAAAAACCGAGAUAACAAUUUCUCUUUACUUUAAAAAAAACCCCAAGAGAAUCUCGCAACAAUUCCAAUAAAUCGUCGAUGAAUAACAAACAAACCAUGAGUGUAUAGUGACUACAUACACGGGGGGGACAUCGUGACUAAUACCCAUUCAAUUCUCAUUAACUAAACGCGCGCGGGUACCCAAUAAUAUACCGGACCUACUACUAUAUACUACAAUAGACCAGAGAGAUGAUGAUCAUAAUACAGAAAAUGUUGACAUUAAUUUUAAAAGUGCGCUCCGUUACGCUUCGCUUCUUUUUCUGUCUUUUACUCGGGCUCUAAACUCGACGUCGUCGGCGAACAAAAUGUUUUUUUAUUAACUUCAAUUGACGUUAAUUUCCGACCAUCCUGUGGGUGAUCAUUGGGGCUUCACCCUCCUCCUUUCGGGAGUGAAUCUGUUUUAAGUGCACCGCGAGAACUUGUGUGUGUGUUUGUGUGUGUUGUGAUAAAAGUGCACAAUUUUUUUUUAAGGAUACAAAAUGGAUUAUGGGGCUGUUAACAAUAGAUCGCAAUUUUCCGAGUUGGUUCGGUAUUCCCCAUCGAUGAUGACCACCGCAGGAACCCUGACCAUUUUCAUAAUGGUGAUAGGGGUGCUGGGCAACAUGCUCACCCUGGUGGCUCUACUUCGACAUUCCAAAAUAAGAACCGUGGCGGCCGCUUUCAUUGCCAGGUUAUACUUUUGCAGUUUGUGCCUCUCGGACUUACUGUUGUGCUUCUUAGUUCUUCCCUUCGCCGCAAGUCAGUUCUUCCAAGGUACCUGGAUCCACGGCGACGUAUUUUGCAAGAUGGUUCCUACAUUACGCUACGGCACCGUUGGGGUUUCUCUGCUCAGUAUCGCUAGUAUUUCAAUAAAUAGAUACAUUCUCAUAGCUUGGCCUCACGUGUACUCAAAAAUAUACACAAAAACCACCGUGAUCCUAUACAUAUCCGCCAUCUGGAUAUUCAGCUUCGGUCUUCAAGUUCCUACAUUAUUCGGUGUCUGGGGGAUGUUCGGCUUCGAUAAGAAACUGGGUACCUGUUCCAUCAUCCUGGACAAGAACGGCAGAUCAUCAAAAACCGCCCUUUUCGUCUUGGCGUUCGCCUUGCCGACGGUGAUAAUCGUAAUCUGCUACUCGAGCAUCUAUUGGACGGUCAGACAGUCGCACAAGCGGCUCGCGCAGCACAGUUCCGACGGCGGGAAAUUCAAAAAGAGCGAAAUGAAAAUCACCAAGAUGGUGCUGGUGAUUUUCAUUUGUUUCGUCGUGUGCUAUUUACCUAUUACGAUCGUUAAAAUAUUCGACGACAACGUGAGGAAGCCGCCGUUACACGUCUUGGGUUAUUUGUUGGUUUAUCUGGCCAGUUGUGUGAAUCCUGUCGUGUAUGUCACCAUGAACAAACAGUACAGGUAUGCCUAUCUGGAAACAUUAAAAUGUAAGUACAAUAGUAACCUGGACUCGAUUACGCCUGCUCCUACAGCCUCCAAGCCUCCCGCUAUUACUUUGGGUCAACUGAAGUACAACAGCAGUACGAAGAAUAGUGACGCUCGCCUAAAGUCGAUAAGUUAAAUUUCCAAAAGUCUCGUUAUUUUUUUCUAUAGUAUCUUUAGUUUAGUGUCGUUUAGUCUUUUGUUGUGACUAGAACUGAAAAUGUCGUCCUACUAAACUAAUAUUUGUUUAUUUGGGGAAUAUUGUUUGUUUAGUAGGGUCGUUCUUGCCAAAUAGUAUACGUUUCCUGAGUAUUGUUUAUUCUCUUAUAAGUAGGAUGGAUGUCUUUAUUGUUACUUUAUUAUGUUAAAGCCAAAGAUAUUGUUUUAAGCUUGUUAAGCAUGUAUCUAUUUAUAGUUGUUACCUUGUAUGAGAAUGGCUGGAUAGUCUACUGGACUUAAUCCCAUGUGCUUUUCACUUUCCACUUUACAUAACUUAAUGCUUAAGGUACUAUUCACACGUUGAACUCCCGAAACCAAUUCCUGGUUUAACGUGGUAUUAGGUUUAGCUUGUAAGUAUACUGUAUGACAAAAUGUAGCCAUAAUUUUUGUGAUAUCAAAGUAUUGUUACCAUUAUGAUCUAUAAUGUUUUUAUGGUUUAAUUCAAAGUGCUCAUUCCAAUGAGUUUCCUCUUUUUCUGAACCAAUGACGUCACACUACUAAUCAAGCAGGCCCGUGAAGCCAUUGCUUCAGAAUCAGACAAAUAUUGCGAACUGGGCACACUAGAUUGUUUAGUUUAUUUCAGCAAUAAUUAUUAUAUAUAUAUAGUGUGAAACAGAAUAUUUUUGUAAAUAGUGUACAUAUUGUUUUCUCUUAUAUUUAAGUUUAUUAAUUAGGCGACGUUUUGUACAACUCAAACCAAAUAUACAGAAAUGUAUUUCUUUUUAAA
Anthonomus grandis grandis is the source of this 2646-nucleotide messenger RNA. RefSeq names its product G-protein coupled receptor moody-like. The record is from RefSeq and is a predicted model, not a curated record. The coding region runs from base 775 to 1839 and encodes 354 amino acids. Gene Ontology annotation, cellular component: membrane. Gene Ontology annotation, biological process: G protein-coupled receptor signaling pathway. Lineage: Eukaryota; Metazoa; Arthropoda; Insecta; Coleoptera; Curculionidae. The transcript is spliced from 6 exons. Gene Ontology annotation, molecular function: G protein-coupled receptor activity.